This is a messenger RNA of Stylonychia lemnae, 741 nucleotides long. The record is from the annotation of a GenBank genome assembly. Lineage: Eukaryota; Ciliophora; Spirotrichea; Sporadotrichida; Oxytrichidae.
AUGACAGACAGUCAUACUUGGGAUAUUGUAUCCAUUACAAUAGGAUGGAUUUAUUUCUUUGCCUGGAGUUUUUCAUUUUAUCCUUAGAUCAUCAUAAACUACAGACGCAAAAGUGUUGAUGGAUUUUCAAUUGAAUUUGCGUUGCUGAAUCCAUAAGGUUUUUUCUUCUACUCAUUUUAUUCUAUUGCUGGAUUUAUUUACACUUCUCCAGUUACUGGAACUAGAGGUGAAAAGCAAUAAAAACUAUCAUGGUGGCCAAUAGCAUUACUGAUAGGAGAAUGGAUAUUUGUUAUGACAAUUUUCAUAGUCGAGGUUACUGGCACCAAAGUCAAUGACAAUAUUAGCACUCUUAGAGUUGCUGGCUAUUGCAAAGCAUUAAUUACUUUCGUUUAUCUUAAUUAUGUAAGAAAAAGUACUGAUGGCUGGUCAAUUGAAAAUAUUGUUUUGGACUUAACAGGAGGAACCCUAUCACUACUCCAAUAAAUUAUUGACACUGUUGCAAGAGGAUAGCCUUUCUUCGGAACUGAUUCCUUUAACAUAGUGAAGUUUAUGCUUUCAAUCAUGUCAAUCUUUUUUGAUUGCAUUUUCUUGUUCUAGCAUUAUGUUUUGUAUCCACAUGCCAAGCAACCAAAGAAUGGUCAGAAACCUUAGAAUAUGAUAGAGGAGAAUGAUUAACUAAUAAAUCACUCAGAUAAUAAUACCAAGCAGAAUAAGACACAGGAUGAGGAUUAUAUAAAGUGA